AAUCCUUACUAAUAAUUAGGACAACAGAGAAUAAAUAAUAUCCCCUGUUUCACCAGCUCUCCUUUUCCCUCUCUCUUCCUUUCAAAUUCUCUUUCUCUCUAUAAUAACACACCGUUUGAAUCGGUCCACCAUCAUCUUCUUCAAUCAUCAUUUCCCAAAACAAACAAAACAAAAAAAACCCAUCUUUUUAAAAUUCCUCUCCACAUUUCUUGCACAUUUCCCCCCCCCCCUUCAUUUCAAUUUUCAUGUUCUUUUUGUUGUAAUUUUCUUUAGAAAGUUUGAAUCUUUUUGAAAAAUGACUUCUGUGAAGAACAAUUUCAUGCCACCCAACUUAAUUUCUAACCUAAAUCAGGCACUUUUGAGAAGGAAAUCUGCAGAACAAGAUGAAUCAUGUGAACCCACUUCAUCUUCUUCACAAACUGAAAAUGUGAGUACCGAGGUUGAAGAUGAAGACUGCACAAAACCCAGAAUUUUGGUCACUAAUGGUGAUGGAAUUGAGUCUUCUGGUCUCACCUACCUUGUUCAAGCUCUUGUUAAAGAGGGUCUUUACAAUGUCUAUGUUUGUGCCCCGCAAAUGGAUAAAUCAUCAUCAGGACAUGGGGUUACCUUUGGAGAAACAAUUGCUGUUAGUUCUGUUGAGAUGCAUGGUGCCACGGCUUUUGAGGUUUCAGGCACACCUGUUGACUGCGUCUCACUGGCAUUAUCCGGGGCUUUAUUUUCUUGGUCCAAACCGAUGCUGGUUGUUAGUGGAAUCAACAAGGGAUCCAAUUGCGGGCAUAAUAUGUUUUACUCUGGUGUCGUUGCUGGGGCAAGAGAAGCAUUGAUUGGUGGCAUUCCUUCAAUUUCCAUAUCAUUGAAUUGGAAGAAGGACGAAAGCCAGGAAACUGAUCUCAAGGAUGCUGUGGCUGUUUCAGUACCAAUAAUAAAAGCUGCCAUUAGGGAUAUAGAAAACGGGAGCUUUCCUAAUAAAUGCGCAUUCAGCAUACAAAUUCCAACAUCGCCUUCGACAAAUAAGGGUUUUAAGGUGACUAAGCAAAGUUUGUGGAGAUCCACAUUGUGUUGGCAAGCUACAUCUGUUAAAAAGCAUUCAUACAUGUCUAAUCAACCUGGUUUAGGCUUCCAGCUUGCACAGCUUGGUCGAGAUGCAUCUGCUGCUGGUGCAGCUCGCCAUAAGAAGAAUGAAGAGAUCGAAUCAGUUGGGGUUUCUGGGAAAUCCAAAUCUAACCAGGUUGUAAAAAAGCACUUUCGCCUUGAGUUUAUUGAGAAAGAACACGAUGGAGCGGAUGAAGAUUCAGAUAUCAAUGCUCUUGAAAGCAAUUUUGUUGCUGUUACUCCCAUAUUUAUUUCUCCCUACAUGGAGUCAGACACUCAGACAGCAGCUGCCGAGUGGAUUAUGUCUACUUUCAAAGAAGACCAGUAAGAGCAUAAAACUGUCUGAUAGUUAGCUGACAAUGAAAACGAAGCCAUUAGUUUAAGCUAUCAAGAGACAUACAAAGGGAGCAUGUAUGUUGGGUUGCUUUUGGUUCAUAAAUUAUUUUGUCUCACUCUCUGGUUGUGGAAGCUUAAGGAAAUGCUUCCAUUUUGGAUUUAUAUAAUUGUAGCAUGUUGUAAAUGGCUGACUUUGGCUUUUUUCGAUACGAGAUCGAUUUGAGUUUGGAGUUAAGGGGUUGGCUUUUCUCCACAGCAGUUUUCCCCAAGUUAUGGCUUGAUUUUGUCCACAGCAGUUUUCUUAAGUUAUGACUUGUAGCUUUUGUCUGUUGUACUCUGAACAAAUUUGUAAUCAAGAUGGGCUAGGGUUGAUAAUUAUUGAAUGAAAUUUGACUCA
Messenger RNA from Beta vulgaris subsp. vulgaris (sugar beet), 1825 nucleotides. RefSeq lists its product as uncharacterized. Gene Ontology annotation, molecular function: nucleotidase activity. The transcript has 10 exons. Bases 296 to 1420 code for a protein of 374 amino acids. NCBI's taxonomy places the organism in Eukaryota, Viridiplantae, Streptophyta, Magnoliopsida, Caryophyllales, Amaranthaceae. The record is from RefSeq and is a predicted model, not a curated record.